Molecule: messenger RNA, 4795 nt
Organism: Ananas comosus (pineapple)
Lineage: Eukaryota; Viridiplantae; Streptophyta; Magnoliopsida; Poales; Bromeliaceae
Product: chromatin modification-related protein EAF1 B-like
Exons: 18
Cellular component (GO): NuA4 histone acetyltransferase complex
Source: RefSeq, a predicted model, not a curated record
AGUUAACUGGAGAAAAUGAUUUGAAAAAGGUAGACUCCACCAGAGGCAUUGUUGAUUGUGGAAUUGGUAUGGAUACCAAAUCUUCACCACGUCUAGCAGCAAUCAGGAAGGCCCAGGCCAAGUUGAGGCAGGAGUAUGAUGCAGUUGAUGAACAAAGAAGGGAAAUAGGGUUUCUUGAGAAAGGAGGCAAUCCAUUGGAUUUUAAGUUUGGUCGUGUAGCAUCAUUCAGGGUACAGUCAACUUCCAUGACAGAUCAGCUGGCCGAACAACAUCUGACGAGGGAAGCAAAUGGUAGCUUUGCAUCAGCUGCUUCACACCAUGGGGAUUCUGUUGGAAACAAUCUUUUGCCCUUUGAAGGAGAUAGUAAUAGUUUUGGUGGUGUGAGAAAUGUGAAAUGUAGCAAUACAAGAACUAAUCUUGCUCUGUUUAAGCAGUCUGAACAACACAGUGCUCUUCAUAAUGCUAAGUGCUCAGGUGAUCCUCUUAUUUGUCGUCUUGGUGUAAAAAAUCAGGCAAAUGUUAGAAGGGACAAAAAUACAUUUAGUCGCAAGAGUGCUAAACUGGAUAUAUAUCGCGGUAAGAGAUCUUUGGUUAUAUCUUCCUCCUGCCCUGAUUAUAUGGACAGUAAAAGGUCAAAAUGGGAGCCACAAGCAAAAGGCCUUGCUGUCUCAUCCAUUUCAAACUCAAAAUCAGCUAUUCAAAUUGGUAGUGUUGAGUCAAAGAGUAUUUCUUCUAAUGACUGUGUAGGUAUGAAACUGAACUGGGUGCCAAAUCAUUAUGAAAGUAGUAAUCAACAGCCUCAUAUAGCUGCUGAGAGUGUUAUUACUGGAACCACCUCUGUAACAUCUGAAGCCAUUGGAAAAGAAGGUGUUUCUGCUACAUUCGAUUCCAUCCCUUUUGAUAGUGCAGAAAACUUGAAAGAAGCCAGCAUUUUGCAUAGAAACAGUUUACAAGAGAAUGAUAACGUGAUAAGUGUUAAUUCACCUGAUAAUAACCUCAUUGAGCCAAGAUCUGUACAUCCUACCAUCAGCAAGUCGGUUGUUCAGGUCAAAGAUGAGGCAGAAGUUUGUGAUAGUAGUUCAACAUCUAUCCUCGAGCUCUCUUGUUCUAGAUCUGUCCAUUUAAAGUUUGCAAAGAAGGCGCAAGAGGAUGCCAUUCUUAGAGAGUCCAGGAUUAUUGAGGCAAACCUUUUGAAGGCUGGUGAGCUGUCAUGUAAUCUCCCUUUAGAUCAGCGAAGAUGUCACUGGGACUUUGUCCUGAAGGAGAUGGCAUGGAUGGCAAAUGAUUUUGUGCAGGAGAGACUCUGGAAAAGUGCAGCUGCAGCGAAACUAUCUCAUUCGAUUGCUCGUAAAUCUCGAGAAAAACUCGAAGAAAGAAACAUGUGGCAGAAGCAAGAUGCUAGAACUUUGGCCAAAUCUAUCAUGCAAUUCAAGCAUUCAGCUGAGACUCGCGCUGUAAUGCACGGAUGCAACAAGGAUAUGCUAGGAAGGAAGUUCACCGAAGCUGAGGAUAAAAAAGAAGAGGAAGGUCUCUUCUACGUGGUGCCUCGUGGUGCAAUGCACUUUUACGGGGAAUUGGUGGAGUCCCACUGGGUGCUCUGUCAGAAAAUGGGUAACAAUGUGCAUCAAGAGAUCUGCAAGACAUCCAUGUGUGAUUCUGUUGGAGAUGAACAUAAACAAAAUGCACAUGAAGAAGAUGAAGGUGAAACACGUACAUACUUAUUGUCAAGAAGAUAUGAUGGUGGUUUUGCGUUAAAUUCUGCCCACAAGAAGAGAAAACCAAUGCAACAAAAGACACAUGCAGAAAAAGUAUUUGAAGUAGGCGUGGAUGUAUCUUGUGAGUCAUGCAGGGAAAAAAAUUUGGGAAAUCAACCUAUGCAGUCAAAAGGCAAAAGGCCUUCUAGUUCCCUAAAUGUUAGUCCAAUUCCGACAAAGAGGAUGCGUACAGCUGCUAGGCAGUGGAUUGCAAGUCCUUUUGAUGUUUCAAGCAGAAAUACAAAUUCAUACGGAGACAAUCAGAGUUUACUACUUGGAGGAUCAUUGCCCAGGAAAAACAUCGAAGUUACAAUGCAGAUGAGUAACAUAUCCAAUCAAAAUAAGCUCACUAAAACAAUCAGUAGUUGGGACCAUGGAAGAAAAAGUAAAGUUCUGAAGAUGGCUACUGAUCACUCGGGUUCUGGAAAUCCAUGGUCAGACUUUGAGGAUCAGGCUCUUCUUGUCUUAGUUCAUGAUAUGGGUCCAAACUGGGAGCUAGUAUGUGAUGCAUUAAACUGCACACUCUUGUUCAAGUCGAUAUUCAGGAAACCUAAAGAAUGCAGGGAUCGUCUUAAGUUGCUAGGUGGUUACUGUUCUAAUAGUGUUGAAGACUCCGGCUCGUCUCAACCUUAUAACUUUACCCUGCAUGGCAUUCCAAAGGGCAAAGCCAGACUCUUGCUUGAUGUCUUUCAAGAGCCGAGACAAUUAGAUUCUUUGAAGGCACAUCUUGAUAAAAUUAUUUUUCUUGGACAACAACUGCGAUCCUGUCACAGUCAGAAUCAAAGUCAGCACCAGAAGCAGGUAGCUCAAACUCAUAGUUCACAUGUUGUUGCUCUUUCUCAAGCAUGCCCAAACAAGUUAGCUAGAAGCAUUUUAACGCCACUGGACUUAUGUGACUCUAUUGCUUCAAGCCAAGAUAUUCUUCCGACCUUAAAUGCAGAUACAGUACGAGGAUCUCCUGCCAUGUCUCAAGAUAACAGUUUGUUCUCAACUUCCGCAGCUCUAAGUCCUUUGCUAGAGAAAAUCCUUUUCACGUCAACGAGCAGCGACAGAUGCAGCAGUAUAGCGAAAUGCUUUCCAAUAGAAAUCUUCAACAACCUGAUAGCUUUGCAAUCGGGGCUUCAAAUAUAGGAGUUGGUUGUGGAGUUCGCAUGUUAGCUGUUGCUUAUGGUAUGGGCAUGAUGUAUAGAACCAAACAAGGCCUGGAUACACCAAUCCUGGGAUUUCAGGGGCUAAGUACCCAUGUAACACUAAAUAUGUCGACCAAUGAGGGCAAAAGGCAAAGUCUGGACAAUGUUCCCAGGCCAGGUGCUGUUUCUAGACCCGAAAAGUUGAUAUCAUCAUUGUGCGACCUUUGCAGAUGACACAGGUGAGCUGUUUAUUUCAUGGAAUUUACUUGUCACUGUAUCAAUACAACGCACAAAUAUUUUUGAUAAAUAUAGCAAUUCUGAAUAUUGGGAAAUGAACUAAUCUUCUAGAUGUUUUUACUUUUUAUAAGCCCGUUAGUGUGAACUUAUAGGAAAGGAAUAAAUAAUGCUUCUUUAACCAAGGUUUCCAAGCAGCAGUUACAUGAGAUCCAUAUUUAUUAGUUAGCCAUAUGCAUUUACUGAUGUGAAAAAAGAAAAAGCACACUCUGCCUAUAGAAUUUAGGCUCCACAAAUUGUACUCGCAAUUUGGUGGUCUUUCCUUUUUGUAGUCUGGACGGAAUCUCGACAACCAUUCAAGUUCUCGCACCUUCCAGAUCAAUGGGACAAACCAUACAAGCCCACAGCAGGAGGUCUGUGCUGUUUAUUUUGCCAAAGAGAAGUCCAACUGCGAAUAAUGACCGGACCCUGGCACCCCUAUGCCUGGUUCUAAUUCUGUUUCGCCUGUAUAAAGGAAUUCGCAGCCCCAGCAUCAAAACUUAGUUCUUCCUCGCGAUUACAGCAUAACCAGCAGAUGUUUGAUUAUUUUGUUAUGGUCCAACACCAACCAGUUGGCUCUCUUCUGCAGCCAUAGUCAGCAAAAAAAGAUGCCCGUAGAUACCUACAAUUUGAAGGAACGGCGAAUCUCAACAUCAUCUUGGUCCAUUCAUGAAAGGCAAUAUACAUGCACGGCCUUCAAAUUUCUUGACCAGGAUAAUGAAAAAACAGAGGUGGAUAGAUUGGUUCCUUCCGCCUCUUGUUUAGCUGCUUGUGUACAGGUAGUUCUUAUCCAGUUAUUAUACUCAUUAAUCAACUCUAGUAAAUUAGUUCUGGCCAGUAGAGUAAUUUUGAUGACUAGUGCUUCUUACAUCUCUUUUUUUUUUUUUGUGAGAAUUGAUUCUAAUCGUCCAAAUUUAAGUUUGCUUACAUAGAGAGAGCGUGGCGCACCAUUAACUCUCUCCAUGUCUUUGCCAUAUUCUUGAGUAUUUUUACUUUUGAUGAUUUUCAAGAAAAAUAAAGUUUGUUCUAACAAUAAAAUUUCCGAUUGCCUCAAUUAUGUUGAGAUGAAGAUACUACUAAUUUGAGCUAAUUGUUCAGAACUAUUUUAUUUUAAUGCCUAGACUACUAUGCACGUAGCCUUCUAUUGUAAGGAAAUCUCACCCAAAUUCUCUAUUUCAUAAUUUUGCAGGCUCAUCCAAGCAAAAGGAGAGCGCAAAACUCCGAAGAAGAAAAAAAACAGCAGCUAAACCCUAUAAAAGGUAAUAAAAUAUUGCAUAGAUCUGACUCCGUUGGCAUGCAAGACAACAGGGAUGUUGUCGGUGUUGUAACGACAAUUAGAUGCACACCUCAAGACAACUUCUUUCUUUGCUGCUGUUUUGUUUGUUUUUUUUUUUUUUGUGAUAAAAUCUCCUUCGGGAAUUCUUUUUUUUUUUUCUUUUCCAAAAUAAUUUAGGAAGUGUACAACCCAAAGUACCAAGCUAGUUGGCAGAUCAACCAAUAGAUAGAUUAGACUUUGGAUGUUAGGGAAAAUGUUUUGAAAACUUAGGAGUAUUGUAGGGCUUUACCCUGGGUUAGAGGGAGCCCUUCCAGAAAUUCUCAGUGGCACUGGGCCAAACCCAGGCCAAAGAGGGGGUUUGG